This is a messenger RNA of Oppia nitens, 862 nucleotides long. Its product is annotated as gamma-aminobutyric acid receptor subunit beta-like. The record is from RefSeq and is a predicted model, not a curated record. NCBI's taxonomy places the organism in Eukaryota, Metazoa, Arthropoda, Arachnida, Sarcoptiformes, Oppiidae. Gene Ontology annotation, cellular component: neuron projection; membrane; synapse. Gene Ontology annotation, biological process: chemical synaptic transmission; nervous system process; chloride transmembrane transport. Bases 84 to 782 code for a protein of 232 amino acids. The transcript is spliced from 7 exons. Gene Ontology annotation, molecular function: transmembrane signaling receptor activity; chloride channel activity; neurotransmitter receptor activity.
UUUCUUUGAUAAUAAGUUUUAUAUUUCAAUACUACUGUAAAUCAAUUCAAAAAAAAAUCAAUCGACAAAAUUAAUAAUAAAUAAUGAGUUAUAAAAUAAUUUCAAUUGUUUUACUAAUUUGUUGUACACAACAAAUCUUUUCGGAAAAUGAUGCCAUACGGGCUGUCAAAGAGUUUAAGGCUAAAAGCGAUCCCAAUGUCUACGACAAAGAUAUUAAUCCGAAAUUAGGCCAAAAUUCAUCGGUCAAUGUUGGCAUCACUUUGUAUGUUAUUAGCAGUAAAAUCAAUCCAAUUGAUAAAUCGGUAACAACAAACAUGUAUUUCCGUCAAAAAUGGUCAGAUCCUCGUCUACAGCACUCGUAUCCGUCGGUCAAAGUGGUCGGCAGUCAAUCGUUUAUCGAUCGGGUGUGGAUUCCGGACACUUUCCUACCGAAUGCCGACUCGAUUACCACUGUUUCGAUACCGACUCCCACUUCGUUUGCAAUGAUUGAAUCCAAUGGCACAGUGUUUAUCAGUCACAAAUUUCAAGUUACCUCCCGGUGCUUACUUGAAAACACAUCACUAGUUUGUCCAAUUGAAAUUGAAUCAUAUGGCUAUUCAAUGAAGGAUGUCGACUUUGAAUGGGCUAAAGGUGACCAAUCGGCAGGUAUUACCACUGAUAUUGAAACCAUUGGUGGCUAUAAAUUUAGCGGUAAAACAAUUGAUAAAAAAGUGGAAAAACUAAGCAGCGGAAAUUAUGCUAGACUAAUAUUUACCAUGAAAUUUGAACGGGAUACUAUUUAAAUAAAUACACGGCCACCCACCCGCCCGCCCCCACCCACCAAAAAAAAUAACAACCAAUAAAUUGAUGCAAUGGAUUUAAU